GAGAGCUCCGCGCGCACUCAUCUCCAGAAGGUUGAGCGCUGCGGACCGCUCGCGCACUGAGUUUGGAGUGAACCAAUUACCGCGCUGUACAUUAACAUGGACCACUGACAAUACAGACUUGAACCCCCGGUUUCUUCACGAACUCGCCCCUGGUGUCCGUUUAAUUCGUGAUGAGACACCAGCGCCACCGUCUCCUCCCCCCAGCCGGCGGUGGAUAACCAUGCCACCCUGCCAGCAGCGCCCAGCCUCCACACCCAGAUGCUGUCUGCCGAGAGCUGACCUCCCCGCACUCCACUUCCCCAAAACAUUCGAAUAUGCCAGGACCUAACGAUGAGCUCCAACAGCACAGACCCUGGCAUUUUCCUGACUCUCAUCACGUCUCACCCUGGCGGAGGUGCCUACCCAGAAUCCAAUGCUUUGCACCAAAGAGGAGAAAGCGGAGACCCCUGGCCUCUGCUUCCCCUGACCGCCCUGGAUGACAACGCCUCAUUCCGCGGGGAUCUCUUCAACCUCAGCUCGGACGACCCCAACGGGACGGCCUCGCCCGGCUACGAGCCGUUCCUGGCCUACCCGGUGUGGCAGGUGAUGUUCAUCGUGCUGCUCACCAGCCUGCUGUCGCUCAUCACCAUCAUCGGCAACGUCCUGGUGGUGCUGUCCUUCAAGGUCAACCGCCAGCUGAAGACGGUCAACAACUACUUCCUGCUCAGCCUGGCGGUGGCCGACCUCAUCAUCGGGGUCAUCUCCAUGAACCUGUACACUGCGUACCUGGUCAUGGGCAAGUGGUCCAUGGGGAACUGGGCCUGCGACCUGUGGCUGGCCAUCGACUACGUGGCCAGCAACGCCUCGGUCAUGAACCUGCUGGUCAUCAGCUUCGACCGCUACUUCUCCGUCACACGGCCGCUGACCUACCGGGCCAAGCGCACCACCAAGCGGGCCGUGCUGAUGAUCGGCCUGGCCUGGUUCGUGUCGCUGGUGCUCUGGGCGCCCGCCAUCCUGCUGUGGCAGUACUUUGUCGGGGAGCGGACGGUUCCGCCCAACGAGUGCCACAUUCAGUUCUUCUCUGAGCCCAUCAUCACCUUCUGCACGGCAGUGGCUGCCUUUUACCUGCCGGUGACCAUCAUGAGCGUGCUGUACUGGAGGAUUUACCUGGAGACCCAGAACCGCUCCCGAGAGCUGGCCGGGCUCAUGGGCUCCGGGACUCGAGGACAGUCGGGAGGAGGAGGAGGAGGAGGAGGAGGGGGUGGAGGGGGUGCUGCCGCCAGUGGUGGUGGUGGGGGUGCUGUGUCCCGGAGCAGCGGCAGGGAAAGGAGGUCCCGCUUCAUCCAGCACCAGACGGGGAGCUCCAGAAGCUGCAGCAGCUACGAGCUGACCCGCUCGUCCCAGAAGAAGAGCUGCUGCCGCGCUCUGAUCGGCUGCUUGAACUGCUGGUCGUCCGGGGUGCGACCGGGAAGGCCCGGCAGCACCCGGGCGGGGGAGGGCGACCCGGAUCAGAGCAGCAGCGACAGCUGGAACAACAACGAGGCGGCGGUGUCCGCGGAGCACUCGGGCUCCUCGGACGACGAGGACUGCAGCGGCAGGGAGAUGAUCCCCAAGGGCCACGCCAUCUUCUCCAUCGUGCUCAACAUCCCCGGGAUGAAGGCCAUCGUCAACUCCCAGCUGACCUCGUGCGAGGACCUGGACGAGGCCUCAGAGGAGGACGCGCUGAGGGGCGGGGAGGCCGGCCGGGACGGCGGCGUCUCGCCCGGCUCCGCCUGCACCAUCACCACCACCACCACCGCAAACACCACCGCCAACUCCACGGCCGCCACCACCCCGGCCGGAGCCAACAACAGCUUCUCCCCCUGUUUCCCCUCGCACAGGCCGCAGUCUAUGCCUUUUGUCCAAACCACCGCCAAAGCGAGUUCCUUCGCCGGUCACCCAACGGCGUCCAUCGACGGCACCGCCGACUCCUCCGCCGGCACCGCCCUCAUGAAGUCCCCCUCGGCGCCCAUCACCUUCAAGGAGGCGGCUCUGGCCAAGCGCUUUGCCUCCCGCGCCCGGACUCAGAUCACCAAGCGCAAGCGCAUGUCCCUGGUGAAGGAGAAGAAGGCGGCGCAGACGCUCAGCGCCAUCCUCUUCGCCUUCAUCAUCACGUGGACGCCGUACAACAUCAUGGUUCUGGUGAACGCCUUCUGCAAAGACUGCAUCCCGCCGAAGCUGUGGGCGGUGGGCUACUGGCUUUGCUACGUCAACAGCACGGUCAACCCCAUGUGCUACGCGCUGUGCAACAAGACCUUCCGCACCACCUUCAAGAUGAUCCUGCUCUGCCGCUGGGACAAGAAGAAGCGCAGGAAGCAGCAGUUCCAGCAGAGACAGUCGGUGGUGUUCCACAGGAAGAUCCCACGGGACUCCACGUAAGAGGGGGCCGUUGGAGCCUCAGUGUUGUGUUGAAUGUAGGUGAUAAUGGGCCACGGACCAAUGGGAGAGGAAGCUCGAAGAAAACAACAACAAAAAAAAAAGGCGUGACGUGGUUAUUGUUUGUUUUCUGUGCAGCUUUACCGCUAACGGUUUCUCCGCAGGAGCCUCCCCCUGUGGUUCACCCAGGACUGCUCUUUUCAGAGUAAAAGCCCCAUUGGUGGGGCCCAGGGACGUUGACGUAUGCAGCUGAAUGUUCAUGCUGGGAUGUGCUCAGUGGGUUUUUUAUUAAAGGUGAGUUCCACAGAUGGAGGGUUGAGUGUGGUGUAUGCGUUUGUUUGUGUGUGUGUGGGGGGGAGGGGAGGCUCUUACAAUUCUACACAAGUGCAGCUUGACAGAAUGGACUGAAUUGAAAAUGAUGAAAAAGGGCUUUUAGAUGCAUCGCGGAAGAAAUAUUGAAGUGCAAUUGAAACCUAGGGAAAUUAUACCUUUUUGAGAAAAGGGAGACAUAUUUUUACCAUUUUCUCUAUAGUAGUUAUCCCAAUAGAUCUAUGAAGGGCAGAGUCUUUGGAGCUAGACGUUUAUCAGAUGUCAUUCAUGGCAAAGGGGUCGAUAUGGUCGAUAGUUAUUCCAUUGUACAUUUGACUUUCAAAUGUGGUUGGUGGAUGUUUUUAUUCAACUCUGUUCUGUACAUUGCCUUUCUACCUUAAUAUAGUUUUUCUUGUGCUUUAUGGAAUACCAAUGGUUAUGAAACUGUGUUUUUAUUUUCGAGUUGACAAGAGAUCUGUUAUUUUUGUGUAAUCAAUCUCUGGAUCUAGUUUUUUCGAGCCAGUGUUCUGCUGACAGAAUAGUGAAUAUGUUGUGUGGCACCACAGUCAAAGAGACGCUUCUGUGCUGUUUAAUGUGAGUGUCGUGAUUGACUUGGUGGAGACAAUAAUAUGUGCAUCAAGUAGCUCAUUUUUGUUUCAUGUGGUUGGGGUUUUUAUGUUUUUAAAGUAAAACGUAUACAAUGAUGAUGGUGAUAUGCUGUGUGUGUACAUUAAGAUAUUGUGACACAAUGGUUGUACAAGCAAAUACAUAAUUUUAUGGCAACAUGAUUUAUUUAUCGAUUGUUCAAAAAAUCCCAGUAUAAAUAAAAAAAAUACAUCAGUCCCCUCUUUAGUAGGUAGAGCAAUAGCGACCUCUAGUGGCGUGUGAAAACCAUGCAGAGACUAGUGAAUCUGCAAACCAAAAAAGGCACAACAGACUUCCAAAUUUCCAGAUUAUUAAAUUACACACCUCAUAAAUUCCUUGUGGAUAGAAUGUAAUUUUUUAUUAGAUUCAAUCUACUUGGCAUUAUAAAUAAAUAUUGAGAUGUUACUGAUAUCACGCGAUGUGUGAUAUGUCCAGGUUAUCUAUGGAAGCUAUGAUUAUUUAAUUAUAGAUAGAAUUUAUUACAAUUAUUUAACCACUACUUCAUGUGACUUGGGGUCUUUUCUUCUCAAAUAUCUUAAUUAAAAUGUAUUGCCAAUGAACUGAUUUCCCAUUUCUCUUUGAGUUUGUAUUGCCUGGCUUUUGUUUAUUUGCUUAUGAAUGGGGCUAACAGCAGUCACAAGGUAAACGUAAAGUUGCCAAUUAACGUAACUGCUCUACUUUAUUUUACCACACAACAUUUAAAUAAAAGUUUGAUUUUGACUAUAAUUUUUUAGUUUUCAUUUUUCUUUUUACCUUUAGCAGCAUGUUUUGAUUUUUCCAAUCUAUUCAUAUUGUACACAGGUGUGGUAUCGAAAAACAAUACAGGAUUGUAGGAAUUAGGAUACAGAGGAAGGGCUGCAGUUGGAUGGUAAUGUAUCAUUGUGGACUUUGUAGGUACUGAGAGCAAGAAGGAGUGUGCAUUGAAAUGAUAAGAAAUAAUGAUGAGUGUCUGUAAAUGUAUGGAUAUUUUAGCUGUUUCUCCAUGCAAUGUACUAAAGUGUUAUGCAUUCAUCAUUAAUAUUCGAGUUUUGUUCUUUUAAACAUUGGCCAUGUAAACUACCUAAAUUAAUGAACACCGAAAAAACGUUUUUUGUAUUUGUUACAUUUCAAGUAUGCAGUUAAUAUGAGUCAAUAAACAUGUGAU
Messenger RNA from Gadus macrocephalus (Pacific cod), 4492 nucleotides. RefSeq names its product cholinergic receptor, muscarinic 3a (gene chrm3a). Gene Ontology annotation, molecular function: G protein-coupled acetylcholine receptor activity; G protein-coupled serotonin receptor activity. The transcript is spliced from 3 exons. Gene Ontology annotation, biological process: G protein-coupled receptor signaling pathway, coupled to cyclic nucleotide second messenger; chemical synaptic transmission; regulation of vascular associated smooth muscle contraction. NCBI's taxonomy places the organism in Eukaryota, Metazoa, Chordata, Actinopteri, Gadiformes, Gadidae. Gene Ontology annotation, cellular component: dendrite; synapse; plasma membrane. The coding region runs from base 331 to 2397 and encodes 688 amino acids. The record is from RefSeq and is a predicted model, not a curated record.